Messenger RNA from Hemiscyllium ocellatum (epaulette shark), 2604 nucleotides. Its product is annotated as tumor necrosis factor ligand superfamily member 13B-like. The transcript has a single exon. Gene Ontology annotation, cellular component: membrane. Bases 36 to 896 code for a protein of 286 amino acids. Lineage: Eukaryota; Metazoa; Chordata; Chondrichthyes; Orectolobiformes; Hemiscylliidae. Gene Ontology annotation, molecular function: tumor necrosis factor receptor binding; receptor ligand activity. Gene Ontology annotation, biological process: immune response. The record is from RefSeq and is a predicted model, not a curated record.
CCAGUUCCGUCAAAAAGCGGAAUUUGUGAUAAAAGAUGAACGCAGUGCAACAAAAGGCUGGCUUCGACAUGCAGCACAGAUGCUUGGUCUUCUCAGCCUGUGUCCUCACCUCAGCAGCCCUGCUGUCGACCUAUGUAGCAGCGGUGGCUCUGCACCACGUCCUCGCACUGAGGGCAGAGAUCUCCUCCAUGAGAGAGGAGCUGGAGUCCUACAAGUUCCGACUGGACCACUUAGCGAAGGGCACCAGGGGGCAAGCAGCGAACUGGAGCAGCGCGGCCAGCCGGCUCGGCGAGGUUCUCACCGGGGAGCGGCGCGGCGGGGAGACGGGGCGAGGGGGAGAAGCGAAGCCUCGCAGCAGGAGGUCGCUUCCUGAGCCAGCUCGGCGCUCCUUUGUGCAGCUCAUCGCCACCAACGACCAGCGGCCGGUGCUCCGAGCCAGCAACUGCCAGAAGUGCCUCCCGGGAAGGCAUCAGCAAGUCUGCCGAGCUGAACGGAGACCUGUGUCCAGCCAGAACCGUGUGGAGGGGACUCUUGUCCCCUGGAUGCUCAGCCUGAAGAAAGGGACUGCUCUGGACAGAAUGGACAACAAGAUCUCGGUGAAGGAAGCCGGCUUCUUCCUCAUUUACAGCCAAGUGUGGUACAAGGACAACAUUUUUACAAUGGGACACUUUAUAAAAAGAGUCAAAGCCAAUAUUGUUGGCAGUGAGCCCCGGACCUCCAUUCUCUUUCGGUGCGUCCAGAAUAUGCCUGCCUGUUGCCCCAAUAACUCCUGCUUCACCGCGGGCGUUGCCAAACUGGAGGCAGGAGAUGAGCUGGAACUGGUCAUCCCACGGGUGCAAGCCCACGUUGCAUUAAAUGGGGACGGGACGUUCUUUGGAGCAAUACAACUGCCAUAAACCCGAGUGCAGAGCGUUCGAGGCAAAGUCGUCGAGAGUGCGAGGAGCAAGUCGAUUCCUUCCUCGCUCCGGUAGAGCGAUGGCCCGAAGUUUUCACUGUGCUUUGGACAAAUCAAGCAGGUCAGGCAGCAUCUCAGGAGCAGGAGAAUCCAGGACAAGCCCUUCCUGACCCAUUUUGCUAGGUGCAUGAGUCAGAGGGAAAUGGGUCAGGGUGGGUUACUCCUUGGAGGGUCAGUGUGGACUGGUUGGGCCGAAGGGCCUGUUCCUGCACUGUAGGGAAUCUAAUCUAAAAAAAAUCUCAUCAGGAACCAAUGAUUCAUUCCUGAUGAAGGGCUUGAGCUUGAAACAUCGAUUGUCCUGCUCCUCGGAUGCUGCCUGACCUGUUGAGCUUUUCCAGUACUACCCUCUCAACUCUGAUCUCCAGCAUCUGUAGUCCUCACUUUCUCCCUUUGGGAAAAAAAAUAAUUUUGCUUUUGCGCAGUCAAGAAUAGAAACAGUGGAAAAUAGAAUGGCAGUUCCUGAGUUCAGGAUGUUUCAGUUGUUCUGUGAAAAAAAAAGGCAGUGUUAGGAAACUCAGUGGAUUUCAACAGAGUCAUCCUCUGCUGCAUGCUACCCUGUUUUGGAGGGAAUUGAUAAUGCAUGGGACAGGGAAGGCAGCCCAGAACAAGGCAGCAUCCUGUAUCUCUAUGAUUUGCAGUAGUUACAAUCCAGACAUCUCACCAAAGGAAGCUCAGUCCUGCAAGAAACAAAGCCUGUCUGACACGCAGGAUGAGCCAGAUCAAUGCUGGAGGAAGAUGCCCUUGAAGAUUCAAUGUAGCCCAAGAGCUGCCAGUGAUGAACAGCACUAUACAUCCAGUGAGAGAAAUACUUCGGAUGAUCGAACCAGAAUUCCAAUAAAAUGAAAUGCCCCCCCACACAGAUGGGAUGACAGGAGGUGGGGGCACUAGGGACAAGGCCUGGAGAGUGACCAACAGUAAGAAUCCAGGCUGGAUACAUCCACAACCUCAACUCUCAGGCUUCGACCAUGGUCAGCAGAGAGGCACUGUCACAUUCCAACAAGAUCAUUUGGAAGCCAGUCAAAUAGGACAUAACCACACUUUAAAGAAAGAAGGUCAGUACUUUCUCAUUGACAAUGCACCACGAUCCUCGCACAGUGUGGCAACAACGCGACCAAUGCUUUAAUUGUAAACACAUGCCUUAAAAACUCUUCCUUCAAUCUGCAGGGAGAGACAAUCGUGACUGGGACUACUGACUGUAUGUGAUGGAUCAAGUUAGUUUUGGGUAUUAAAAAGGGCUUAUUUAUUAAGGCCUGUAGUAUUUCACUGUGUAUUUAUCCCUUUCUCUGUCUGAACAUUGCUGACUUCGCACUGUGGGAUCCUUUCGAGACUCAGUAUUUCUUCCAUCGCACAGGCCAACAUGUCUAAGGACGGAGAGAAGCUUAAUGUAGCUGUCACAAGGUUAAUAAGGGGAGCAGUCUUUAAAUGAUGUUCUCCUUUCUCGGCAAGAAAUGUAACUAUUAUUUUGAAGCCCAGAUGUAAAUACAGCAUAUUUUCUAUUCAAAUGUUUACGUAGAUGCCUGAAUGCAUGGACAGAAGUAUGAGAGUGAACACUACAAUAUACAGUCUUAUCAUCACAAGUUACUUGCCAAGCAUGGCAUGACUUUAAUACUGCACAGAAUGUUUUCUGAAUUGUGUAUAUUUUCAUUUGA